AAAUCGGGGAGAGAGAGAUUCUUCCCCGGCGAUCCAUAGCCGCGGGGCGGAGUGAUGGUGGUGGUGUCCGUCGCACGCCUCCCCCCAAUCCUCGUGAGCCCUAUCCGAUUCCGCACCACCGCUACUCGCCGCCGUCUCCUCCCCUCCUCCGCGCUCCGCCUCACCCGCCCGCUCUCCUCCUCCUGCUCCGCGUCGCCGCUCGCCGUCGUAGCCUCCAUGGAGACGCCGCCGGAGAACUACCGCACCAACGUCGGCAUCUGCCUCGCCGACCCCUCCCUCACCAAGAUUUUCACCGCGUCCAGGAUCGACAUCGCCAACACAUGGCAGAUGCCUCAGGGUGGUAUUGAUGCGGGAGAGGAUCCGAGGGAAGCUGCUUUCAGAGAAUUGAGGGAGGAAACGGGUGUUACAUCUGCAGAAAUGGUGGCUGAGGUCCCCGUUUGGUUAACGUAUGAUUUCCCUGUUGAUGUGAAAGAAAAGCUGAAUGCUAGGUGGGGAGGAACGAACUGGAAAGGACAGGCUCAGAAAUGGUUUCUAUUUAGAUUUACUGGGAAGGAAGAUGAGGUUAACCUUAAUGGUGACGGAUCUGAGAGGCCGGAGUUUUGUGAAUGGACAUGGAUGACACCUCAGCAAGUUAUUGAAAAGGCAGUUGAAUUCAAAAAACCAGUAUAUGAGGCAGCCCUGAAACACUUUGCCCCAUAUCUACAGUCAGAUCCAGCAACUACAACUUCAUCAUAGCUGCAACGAAUUUCCUGAAGUUCUUUAUAUAGAGCGCUCUCAUGUUGCCAUAGAUCCACAAUAAUUUAUUAGUAUGAAUUAACGGAUGCUAGUAUCUUUGAAUACUUGGCAUUAUCCUGACAAUUAUUAUCCCAACAUUGGAUCGAAGUGUGCAAACUGAUACAAUAAUUAUCUUGUUACUUUACUCCGUACCGUAUUUCUACCUCCAACAUCCUCUCAGUAUGGAAUUCUUAGAAAAGGACCAGAGAGUUUCUUUGACAACAAAUAUCAAGGCAUGAAGGUUGCUGUGGCUUUUGUUGUGCGAGGACAAACUGCCCUUUAUGCUUUGUACUGUGUCAUGAUAUUGUCCCCUAUAGAGAAAAGGAAAUGUGGUUAGGAAGAUGUAUUGCUUGCUCCUCCACCUCCAGAUGUGGCUCUGAUUGUACAAGAUUUGGAGUACCAGUAGCAGCAUGAAGUGUGGGGAUUCUUAAAUGCCAAUAAAGGUUGACCUCGAGCAUUGGUGAGGAAA
Molecule: messenger RNA, 1243 nt
Organism: Oryza sativa Japonica Group (Japanese rice)
Lineage: Eukaryota; Viridiplantae; Streptophyta; Magnoliopsida; Poales; Poaceae
Product: nudix hydrolase 26, chloroplastic
Biological process (GO): ribose phosphate metabolic process; nucleoside phosphate metabolic process
Cellular component (GO): chloroplast
Molecular function (GO): guanosine-3',5'-bis(diphosphate) 3'-diphosphatase activity; bis(5'-adenosyl)-pentaphosphatase activity
Source: RefSeq, a predicted model, not a curated record